GAAGCUGGAUUCUGAAAUUGGACGUUGCGCGUCGUGUCCAUGGGCUGAGCUCGCAGAGAAAUUGAAAGUUCAGCUGACAGACACUCCUCUGUCAGUCACCUUUUCUCUCCCCCGGCUGUUGUUGCGCUCAGUCAGAAAGUUCAUGACGGUUGCUGACGCUGACACUUUAGCGCUCAUCAUGCCCGUCCGAGCGGAGUGCUGCAGCAGUGCCACCGGCUCGGCCUGCCCAUCCUCGGCCUCUCUUGUUCCCCCCGCGCCGAUCAACACCCACCAGCCCGGCGUUGCUACGUCGCUGCUGUACAGCGGCUCGCAGUUUCGGGGCUACCAGAAGAGCAAAGGCAACUCCUACGACGUGGAGGUUGUCUUGCAGCAUGUGACUGUGGAGGAUUCAUAUUUAUGUGGAUACCUGAAGAUCAAAGGCCUGACUGAGGAGUAUCCCACUCUCACAACGUUCUUCGCUGGCGAAAUUAUCAGUCAAAAAAGGCCCUUUUUAACUCGGAAGUGGGACGCGGAUGAGGAUGUGGACAGAAAGCACUGGGGCAAGUUUAAGCCUUUUUACAAAUAUGCCAAAAGCUUCAACUCGGAUGAUUUUGACUAUGAAGCCCUGGACAACAGUGAUUAUGUCUUCAUGAGGUGGAAGGAGCAGUUCCUAGUCCCGGACCACACUAUCAAAGACAUAAGCGGCGCCUCCUUUGCUGGCUUCUAUUACAUCUGCUUCCAGAAAUCUACAGCCACUAUCGAGGGGUACUAUUACCACAGGAGCUCAGAAUGGUACCAGUCUCUAAACCUAAACCACGUUCAAGAGCACAGUAUGCCUAUUUAUGAAUUUCGGUGACAAACGCACACACGAGUAUUGAGUCAAGGAGGGGAUAGUCCAUCCUGCCCUGUGGUUAAAUGGGAAGGGAACGACGGAAAGCCCUUUAGUGCCAAGACUGGAGCUGACCUGUUGUUCUUGUUGAAGUAACAUGUGGUCAGACACUCCUCUGGUGGACUAAAAGAGAGAGAGAAGAGUUGAAAGGAGGACAAGUGACAGAUGGACAGUUCUUACAACUGUUGUAGAGCUGAUGUUUGCCUCAGAUUUCAUUUUUAAUUUUAUUUUGUCCUUUUUUUUUUUUUAACAUUUAAAUUACGUGCUACCUGAUUCCUUCGCGCUCUCAUAGGAUCUGUCUCCCUGUAGCUGUACAUCGAAAUAGGUUCUUCCUUCAGUGGAGACACUAAACAUACUUCCCUUUUAGUCACAAAAGAAAAGGGUAUAAAGUUGUAAGAAUAUUUUUGUUCAGUAAAGCUUAAUUUAUUUCUCUUAUUUUAAAUAUACUUUGCAAUAUUAAUGCAGAGUUUGAUAGUGGGGUUGUUGCCAAAAGGUCACAGAAGAAGCAAUGAUGAGUAGUGAUCUAUUUUUUUAUGCAAGGUGGUAAGGACUGUAAGUUACGGUCCGUUGCUCAGGGAUGGCAUGUUUAGGUUAUGUGUAUUUAAUAACUGAAAACCUUAGGAGUUAGGAUUACAGCGACCUCUGAAUAGGUCAUUACUAACCAAUAACCAAUCAUUUCCAAGCUGCUGCUUUUUCAAAAAAGAUCCUCUAAACACGGUUCUCUCCACAAAAAGGCUUCGAAUUUUUCUCUAUGCAAGCCAAAGUUUACGAAUUAGAGGGAUUUCUAACACCACCUAAUUUAUUUUAUGUUCAGAUCAGUUCUCUUCCAGAAUGAUUUAUUUAUCUUUUUUUUAAAUCAUGAAUGACCUUGAGUGGAAACGCAUGAGAAAAGAAGAAGGUGUAUUUAAUAACACUGACCAGCGUUUAAAGCUCAGAUAUGUGACAGUACAUUCCAACUAUUUUCAAAAAUGUUAAGAUUUCUCACUAAACAGUAGACCCGAAGAGUAGAGAUUUAACGGAAAAGUUUAGAUGUAACACGACAAAAAACGAUGCAGUGAUUUGAACGUUCAUCUCUGAUUCAGUCUGCAGAUAAAAUCUUAGUUAUCUUCAACAUUUCUGCAUCAUUUCAUCGUUUACAACAGUAAAAUGUGGCCGAUUAGUUCAUCUUACUGCCUUGUUAUCUUAACCUUUUUUUAAAAACAAAAGGCACAACAGUUGGACGUAACAUAAAAAAAAAAAGCAUCAUGUAACAUGCUUAUUUACAAUGUGUUACUGUUCUGUCCUCAGUGGAAAAUGAAAGCACCUUUUGUGGCUCGUGGAGACAAGUUAUAGUAGGAAAGGGUGAUGGAGAAUGAAUAAAACCUCCUUAAUGCUAAAAAAAAAAAAAACCUGCUGCCUUACACUUUUAAAUGUUUGUAAUGCUUCCUUUUUUUAAAAAAAAAAAUCAAAUUAUUAGGUUAGCAAUGUUUUAUUUGAACAAAAUCAUGAAAGUAUAUUUCUGUGUUUAAGAGAAAUUGUGCAAAAAAAAUGACAGAACUUUUGAUCAACCACCAGAGGAUUCUUACAUUUUCUCCGGAAAGGGUUGAUUUAAAAGUUAUGUGCUGGCGAGUGCAUGUACUCCACCUGGCUCUUUGUUGCUUGUAGACUUUCACCUGGCUUCAGCUUCAGCUGUGGCAUGACACGUGGAUUUAAAGGGUUGUGGGAAUACUGUAUAAUGUACAGCUUUUUGUUUUUUUUAACCCAAGCAAGUAGAUUAAAGAGGUUACAGAUUUUUUUUUUUUAUUAAUCAUAUGAGAGAAAAACAAAAUGUGCAAUGUAAGAAACAAAUGUUUAUGUGGAAGAUUUAAAAAGGUCAGUUUAAAGAAGAUGAUGUAUGAUAAAUCUUUGAGUGCAUUGUGUGAGGAGAAAUAAAGAGUGAAUUAUUUCAUACACAGCC
Messenger RNA from Larimichthys crocea (large yellow croaker), 2804 nucleotides. It is a transcript of the gene gid4, whose product is annotated as GID complex subunit 4 homolog. Gene Ontology annotation, cellular component: GID complex. The transcript is spliced from 6 exons. NCBI's taxonomy places the organism in Eukaryota, Metazoa, Chordata, Actinopteri, Sciaenidae. Gene Ontology annotation, biological process: protein catabolic process in the vacuole; proteasome-mediated ubiquitin-dependent protein catabolic process; negative regulation of gluconeogenesis. The record is from RefSeq and is a predicted model, not a curated record. The coding region runs from base 143 to 835 and encodes 230 amino acids.